Molecule: messenger RNA, 5750 nt
Organism: Motacilla alba alba
Lineage: Eukaryota; Metazoa; Chordata; Aves; Passeriformes; Motacillidae
Gene: PAXIP1
Product: PAX interacting protein 1
Exons: 21
Coding region: 520-3735 (1071 amino acids)
Biological process (GO): positive regulation of transcription initiation by RNA polymerase II
Cellular component (GO): nucleus
Source: RefSeq, a predicted model, not a curated record
CCAUCGCCCGCGUCCCCUCACGGCGGAGCCGAGGGGCGGGGCCCGAGGGGGCGGGGCCUGGCGACCCGAGGGGCGGGGCCAGGGGCUGUUGCCUUCCCUCCCCCCGCCAAUGGGCGGGACCGGGUAUCCCCGCUGCCCGCCUCUGUCGUUCGGGGCGAGUCCAUUGCAUCCCGCGCGGGGGGAGCUCCGGACCCGGAUGCUGUCUACCGGUCCGGUUCGGGGAAAGAGGGAGGAGCAGGGAUAGCGCCUGUGGAUCAGGAGCGGGCGCGGCCCUGCAGCAGCCGUGGUGGCUGAUCGGGCGGGGGGAGCCGCUUUGUGGGGGCGGCUCUCCCCUCCCCCUUCCACCCCCCCUACGUCCCGGCGGGGGAUGGUGUGUCCCGCAGCGCGCGCCUUGCUCGCGCGGUUCGGCGGCUCUGCGGGGGGAGGGGGACGGGAGAGACCCGGGCCCCGGCGGGUUUUGCAGUGAGCGCGGGGGAAUAGCGGGCGGGCGGGGAGCGCCCGCUGCUGCCGGCCGGGACCAUGUUGGCGGACGACGAGGAGGAGCUGAAAGUCCCGGAGGAGAUGUUCAAAGACGUCAAGUUCUUCGUGGUGGGAGACAUCGACCCCAAGGUUAUCCAACUUCUGAAAGCUGGGAAAGCAAAGGAAGUUUCUUACAAUGCCCUGGCCUCACAUAUUAUUUCAGAAGAUGGGGACAAUCCAGAAGUUGGAGAAUCUCGAGAAGUUUUUGAUCUCCCUGUGGUAAAGCCUUCCUGGGUGAUCUUGUCUGUUCGCUGUGGAGCUCUUCUGCCUGUAAAUGGCUUUUCUCCAGAAUCAUGUCAGAUCUUUUUUGGAGUCACUGCUUGUCUCUCUCAGGUUUCAUCUGAAGACCGAAGUACGCUGUGGGCUUUGAUUACGUUUUAUGGAGGGAAUUGCCAGCUGAGCCUCAAUAAGAAAUGUACUCACUUGAUUGUGCCUGAGCCAAAGGGGGAAAAAUAUGAAUGUGCUUAUAAACGGGACAGCAUUAAAAUUGUGACCCCAGACUGGGUACUGGAUUCUAUAGCUGAUAAAAGUAAAAAAGAAGAGACUCCUUAUCAUCCUCGUUUAAUUAUAUACGAGGAGGAAGAGGAGGAGGAGGAGGAAGAGGAGGAAGAAGCAGAAAAUGAAGAACAAGAUUCACAAAAUGAGGCUAGUACUGAUGAAAAAUUAUCAAGCCCAGCAUCUUCUCGAGAAGGAUCACCUUUGGGUGAUCAAGCUUUUUCACCAAAAUCUACUCCUGCUGAUAAGGCAAAAGGGGAACUGAUGUUCGAUGAUUCUUCCGAUUCCUCUCCAGAAAAGCAAGAAAGGAAUUUGAACUGGACACCAGCUGAAGUCCCACAGGCAUCUGCAGCAAAGCGUAGGUUGCCUCAAGGGAAGGACUCCGGGUUGAUUAAUUUGUGUGCCAAUGUCCCACCAGUGCCAGGUAACAUUUUGCCUCCUGAUAUGAGAGGCAACCUCAUGGCUUCAGUGCAAGGUGCCCAAAGUUCUGACCGCCAGGAAAUGAUGGCCACGUGGAGUCCAGCCGUGCGGACGUUAAGGAAUAUUACUAAUAGUGCUGAUAUUCAGCAGAUUAAUAGACCAUCAAAUGUAGCACAUAUAUUACAAUCACUUUCAGCACCUACAAAAAGUUUAGAACAACAAGUAAAUCAUAGCCAACAGGGACAUCCAAAUGUGGUGCUGUUUAGUCAAGUGAAACUAACACCAGAGACACAUUUAUUGCAGCAGUCACAUCAAGCACAGCAGCAACAGCACCAUCCUCUUUUGCACCUUCAACCUCAGCAACUUAUGCAGCUCCAGCAGCAGCAGCAGCAACCCCAGAUCUCCCAGCAGUCUUUCCAGCAGCAGCAGCCUCACCAGUUUCCCCAGCAGCAGCAGCAGCAAGUCCAUCAGCAGCACCAGUUCUCCCAGCAGCAGCUCCAGUUCCCGCAGCAGCCGCUCCACGCGCAGCAGCAGCUGCACCGCCCUCCGCAGCCGCUCCAGUUCCAGCAGCAGCAUGUGCUGCAGCAGCAGCUGCAACAGCUGCAGCAGCAGCAGCAACAGCUGCAACAGCUGCAGCAGCAGAACCUGCAACAGCAACAGCUGCAACAGCAACAGCUGCAACAUCAGCAGCAGCAGCUGCAGCAGCAGCACUUACAGCGACUGCACCAGCAGCACCAGCAACAGCAAAUGCAGAAUCAGGCAGCGCAGCACUUAACUCAGACACCUCAAGCACUACAGCUUCCAGUUGCAGCCCAGCAGCCACAACACCACCAGCAGCAACAGCAGCAACUGCAGCAGCAGCCGCUUUUUGGGCACGAUCCAGCAGUGGAGAUUCCAGAAGAGUAUUUCCUCCUGGGCUGUGUCUUUGCAAUUGCUGAUUACCCAGAGCAGAUGUCUGACAAGCAGCUGCUAGCAACCUGGAAACGGAUCAUCCAAGCACAUGGUGGGACAGUGGACCCAACUCUCACGAGCAGAUGUACUCACCUUCUCUGUGAAAGCCAAGUCAGUAACAUGUAUGCUCAGGCUUUGAGGGAAAGGAAGAGAUGUAUUACAGCACACUGGCUGAAUGCAAUUUUGAAAAAGAAGAAGAUGGUCCCACCUCAUCGAGCCCUUCAUUUUCCAGUGGCAUUUCCACCAGGAGGAAAGCCAUGUUCUCAACAUAUAAUCUCUGUGACAGGAUUUGUUGAUAGUGACAGAGAUGACCUCAAGCUGAUGGCCUACCUAGCAGGUGCCAAAUACACGGGCUACCUGUGUCGCAGCAAUACAGUUCUCAUCUGUAAAGAGGCCAGCGGGUUGAAGUACGAGAAGGCCAAGGAGUGGCGGAUCCCGUGCGUGAACGCGCAGUGGCUCUGUGACAUCCUGCUGGGCAACUUCGAGGCGCUGCGGCAGAUCCAGCACAGCCGCUACACCGUCUUCAACCUCCAGGACCCGCUGUCUCCCAGCCAGCACCUGGUGCUCAACCUGCUGGAUGCUUGGAGAGUCCCAUUAAAGGUGUCACCAGAACUUCUAAUGGGGGUGAGGUUGCCUUUGAAGCCAAAGCAGAAUGAAGCCAGUCUUCAGCCGUCUUCCAAAAGAGCGAGGAUUGAAGACCUGCCUCCACCUACUAAGAAACUCACUCCUGAGCUGACACCAAUGGUGCUCUUCACAGGAUUUGAACCUAUGCAAGUGCAGCAGUACAUUAAGAAACUGUAUAUCCUUGGAGGUGAAGUAGCAGACUCUGCCCAGAAAUGUACCCAUCUAAUUGCCAGUAAAGUGACCCGAACUGUCAAGUUCCUGACAGCAAUUUCUGUAGUCAAGCACAUAGUAACUCCAGAGUGGUUAGAAGAGUGCUUCAAAUGCCAGAAAUUUGUUGAUGAGCAGAACUUUGUGCUCAGAGAUGCUGAAGCUGAGGUGCUUUUCUGCUUUAGUUUAGAGGAGUCUCUAAAGAGAGCACAAGUAGCUCCACUGUUCAAGGGAAAAUAUUUUUACAUUACACCUGGAAUUUGUCCCAGUCUUUCCACCAUGAAAGCCAUUGUGGAGUGUGCAGGAGGAAAAGUAUUGUCCAAACAACCUUCUUUCCGAAAACUCAUGGAGCAUAAGCAAAACAAAAGUUUGCCAGAGAUAAUCUUGAUUUCCUGUGAAAAUGACCUUCAUUUAUGUCGAGAAUAUUUCGCACGAGGCAUAGAUGUCCACAAUGCUGAGUUUGUCCUGACUGGAGUGCUUACUCAAACACUGGAUUAUGAAUCAUAUAAAUUUACUUGAUGGAUAGUAAAAUGCCUUACUGCUCCAGAAUCCUUGGAGCAUUAUAUCUAGCUGUUCAGCCAUUGUACAAAGCAACUAGAACUUCCUGUGGAUGCUGUUUUCCAGCUGUUUUCCUAGGGAUGAUGAGCAGUUUAAAGCAGGAAAGCAAAAAUAAACUGCAUCUUUUUUAGGAUGUGUAAUUUUAUUAUGCUGAAACAUAAUUUACUAUGUUUUGUAUUAUACUACCAUUUUAAAAGAGCCCACUUUAGGUAUCAUGAUGAGCCCAUUUUUAAGCAUUUUAAAAUAAAUUAUGGUACUUCAGCCAAAAGUGUAAUUUGGAUGUAAAAAUAAAAGGGCUUGCUAUCUAUUAAAUUAUGGAUGUCAAAGAUGAAAAUGUUUUGUACUUUAUUUUUAUUUCUUAUACUCUAUUUUCUUUUAUAUUGAUAUUUUGCCCACAUUUGAAAUAAAUGUACUUUUAAAUGUUUUACUCUAUAUUUUAGUGGUCGUUCAUUUUUUUGAAUACUGUGCAACAAUGGCACUCUGGUAAGAGUAAAUUACUCAAAUCUUUUUCCAAGCAAUGUGAAAUUAUUUUAAGCUUAUUUUACCAGGUAUGUUUUAAUAUAUGAAUCCCAGUGCUUUAAAGGGAAAUAAUUAUAAAUGUAUAUAUGUGUUUUUACUGAAGCAGAGAAGCAGCUUGAAGGAGAAACUAUAACCCUGCAUAUUCUACUGUUGUGAUAACCUUUUGUUUGUAUAGUGAGUUUUACUAAAUAAAUAUUAAAAAACCAGUCUCCCGAAUCUAUAUUCAGUGGUAUUUCCUAAAACACACAGAGUUCUAAUAAUCUGAUUUGAUCAUUUUUAUCAGUUUAGAUUCCUGUAGAUGAAAAAGUGAUCCUAAAAGCAUUUCUUUUCUUUCUGAUCAUCAAGACAAUUCAGCUCUGAUGUUUUAUAGACAAGUGAAUAUCUGCACUCCCCCAUCAGGGAAAUUACUGAUUUCAAAUCUCUUUUGUGCUGUGGCUUAAAUCCAGCUGGUGCUUGGGUUUACUGAUCCUGUUGCCUUUCUCCCAGUGCCUUAGUUGAACAAAGUGCUUCAGUGAAUGACAGAUUGCUGCUGUAAGACCACAGUUGUAGUAAAUGUCAAGAUGAGUGAGGUCCCUCAGAGGUCACUGUGUGCCUGUUGCCUUUUAUUGCUGCCUCUGGUUCCUCAACUGUGUCUGUGUCCUGACCAGCUCCUGUGCUUGGCUUUCUUCUGGGAGCAGUAGGGGUUACCUAAGGAUCACAGGAAUGGUAACAUUUCUACCAGUGUGACUUUUCUAAAGUGGGAUAAAUGAGAAUGUUGCACUUUGGUCACAAAGGUUUUAAGUGAAUAAAAGGUUAAAAAGGUGUGGUAAGGAUGGGAGGAAAUGGUACUUUUUCACAAAUGCUGUUUACUUGUGUCAGGGUUCUGUGUUUGUUUUUGGUGUGAUGUUCAACUUUCUGAAGUGCAGCUUCCUUUUCAUUAUGAGACAGAUGAAGGAAAAGUCUGUAAUGUAGAGACCUAAGGUUGGAAAUUGAUUAUAUGAUAUUGUGCUUUAAUUUUAAAAAUAGUAACAAAGAAGGGACGCAGUGGGAGUUAACUGUUGGUUGAUGAGUUGUGGUACAAAUUAAAUUGUGCAGACAUUGGACCUGGCAAGUCUGGUCUCCCUGUCAGUGGAGGGAGAGAACAUCUCUGAAACCUGACUUCAAGAGCCCUGCAGAGACACAUCUCUCAACAGUUCAACAAAGUAGUUACCUGAAUCUUUCAGAACACAGGAAAUAAAUAAAGUUAAUCUCACCCUAAAGCACAUCAUAAUACAUUGCAUGAAUACUAUUUUUACUGGAGAAAUAAAUGCCUUUUUUCCCUCUUAAGAAUGCAAUACUGAAAUGAUCUAAAUCUGUGUUAAUCUCUUUCAAUGAAAAUAUUUUCUUCAUUGUACUCAUUACCAAGUGACAGGAAGAUUUUUGAAUGCCUUUUCCUUUAGAACAAUUAUCAGCUGUUGCAGCUUUUGAAUGCUUAGCAG